Messenger RNA from Neogale vison (American mink), 13784 nucleotides. It is a transcript of the gene ADCY9, whose product is annotated as adenylate cyclase 9. Gene Ontology annotation, biological process: intracellular signal transduction; adenylate cyclase-activating G protein-coupled receptor signaling pathway; cyclic nucleotide biosynthetic process. The record is from RefSeq and is a predicted model, not a curated record. NCBI's taxonomy places the organism in Eukaryota, Metazoa, Chordata, Mammalia, Carnivora, Mustelidae. The transcript is spliced from 11 exons. Bases 125 to 4183 code for a protein of 1352 amino acids. Gene Ontology annotation, molecular function: adenylate cyclase activity.
GAGAGCCGCGCGGGCGAGAGCGGCUGGCGGCGUGAGAGGGCUCGGCUGGACUUGCCUCCGCGGCCGCGGCGGCCGGAGCAGGUACCAGAGCCCCCGGCCCGGAAGGUUCGGAGCACUCGGCAACAUGGCUUCCCCGCCCCACCAGCAGCUGCUGCCGCACCACAGCACCGAGGUGAGUUGUGACUCCAGCGGAGACAGCAAUAGCGUGAGGGUCAAAAUCAACCCCAAGCAGCUGUCCUCCAACAGCCACCCCAAGCACUGCAAGUACAGCAUCUCCUCCAGCUGUAGCAGCUCUGGGGACUCAGGGGGCGUCCCCCGGAGAGUGGGCGCUGGAGGCCGCCUGCGCAGGCAGAAGAAGCUGCCCCAGCUGUUCGAGAGGGCCUCCAGCCGGUGGUGGGACCCCAAGUUUGACUCGGUGAACCUGGAGGAGGCUUGCAUGGAGCGCUGCUUCCCGCAGACCCAGCGCCGCUUCCGGUAUGCGCUCUUCUACAUCGGCUUCGCCUGCCUGCUGUGGAGCAUCUAUUUUGGCGUCCACAUGAGGUCCAAACUGAUGGUCAUGGUAGCCCCAGCUCUGUGCUUCCUCGUCGUGUGUGUGGGCUUUUUUCUGUUUACCUUCACCAAGCUGUAUGCCCGGCAUUACGUGUGGACCUCUCUGGUUCUCACCCUCCUGGUGUUCGCCCUGACCCUGGCCGCCCAGUUUCAGGUUUUGACGCCUCUCUCAGGACGUGUUGACAGCUCCAAUCGUACCCUCGCAGCCAAGCCCACAGACACUUGCUUAUCUCAAGUGGGGAGCUUUUCCAUGUGCAUCGAAGUGCUCUUUUUGCUCUACACCGUCAUGCACUUACCUUUGUACUUGAGCUUGUUUUUGGGAGUGGUCUAUUCUGUUCUCUUUGAGACCUUUGGCUAUCAUUUCCGAGACAAAGACUGCUUCCCCCCACCUGGAGCAUGGGCGCCACACUGGGAGCUGCUGAGCCGAGCCCUGCUUCAUGUCUGCAUUCAUGCCAUCGGGGUCCACCUAUUUAUCAUGUCCCAGGUGAGAUCCAGGAGCACCUUUCUCAAGGUGGGACAGUCAAUUAUGCAUGGAAAGGAUCUGGAAGUGGAAAAAGCCCUGAAAGAGAGGAUGAUUCAUUCUGUGAUGCCCAGGAUCAUAGCUGAUGACCUGAUGAAACAGGGGGAUGAGGAGAGUGAGAAUUCUGUCAAAAGGCACGCCACCUCCAGCCCCAAGAACAGGAAGAAAAAGUCUUCCAUACAGAAAGCCCCCAUAGCAUUUCGCCCUUUCAAAAUGCAGCAGAUCGAAGAAGUCAGUAUUCUAUUUGCAGAUAUCGUGGGCUUCACCAAGAUGAGUGCCAAUAAGUCUGCUCACGCCUUGGUGGGUCUCCUCAAUGAUCUGUUCGGUCGCUUCGACCGGUUGUGUGAAGAGACCAAGUGUGAGAAAAUCAGUACUCUGGGAGACUGCUAUUAUUGCGUGGCGGGGUGUCCAGAGCCCCGGGCCGACCAUGCCUACUGCUGCAUUGAGAUGGGCUUGGGUAUGAUCAGAGCGAUCGAGCAGUUCUGCCAGGAGAAGAAAGAAAUGGUGAACAUGCGUGUUGGGGUUCACACGGGGACCGUCCUCUGCGGCAUCUUGGGCAUGAGGAGGUUCAAAUUCGAUGUGUGGUCCAACGAUGUGAACUUGGCCAAUCUCAUGGAGCAGCUGGGAGUGGCGGGCAAGGUUCACAUUUCCGAGGCCACAGCAAAAUACCUAGAUGAUCGGUACGAAAUGGAAGAUGGGAAAGUUACUGAACGCCUUGGCCAGAGCGUUGUUGCUGACCAGUUGAAAGGUUUGAAGACAUACCUGAUAGCGGGUCAGAGAGCGAAGGAGUCUCAUUGCAGCUGUUCAGAGGCCUUGCUUUCUGGCUUUGAGGUCAUUGACGGCUCACGGGUGUCCUCAGGUCCUAGGGGACAGGGGACAGCAUCACCAGGGAAUGUCAGUGACUUGGCGCAGACUGUCAAAACCUUUGAUAACGUUAAGACUUGUCCUUCCUGCGGAAUCACAUUUGCCCCCAAAUCAGAAGCGGGUGCAGAAGGAGGAGCGGUCCAGAACGGCUGUCAAGAGGAGCAUAAAAACAGCACCAAGGCUCCUGGAGCACCGAAUUCCAAAACUCAGAACGGACUUCUGAGCCCUCCCCAAGAGGAGAAACUCACCAACAGUCAGACCUCCCUGUGUGAGAUCUUACAGGAAAAGGGAAGGUGGGCAGGAGUGAGCUUGGACCAGUCAGCUCUCCUUCCGCUGAGAUUCAAGAACAUCCGGGAGAAAACAGAUGCCCAUUUUGUUGAUGUUAUCAAAGAGGACAGCCUGAUGAAAGAUUAUUUUUUCAAGCCACCCAUCAAUCAGUUCAGCUUGAACUUCUUGGAUCAGGAGCUAGAGCGAUCCUACAGGACCAGCUAUCAAGAAGAGGUUAUAAAGAAUUCUCCCGUGAAGACUUUUGCCAGUGCCACCUUCAGCUCCCUGCUGGAUGUGUUUCUGUCAACAACAGUGUUUCUGAUUCUCUCCAUCACCUGCUUUCUGAAGUAUGGGGCUGCCUCCACAUCUCCCCCACCUGCCGCCCUGGCAGUCUUCGGCGCUGCCCUGCUGCUAGAGGUGCUGUCCCUCGUGGUCUCCAUCAGGAUGGUGUUUUUCCUGGAGGACGUGAUGGCUUGUACAAAGCGCCUGCUGGAGUGGAUAGCUGGCUGGCUCCCACGCCAUUUCAUCGGGGCCAUCCUGGUGUCACUCCCUGCUCUUGCGGUCUAUUCACACGUCACCUCUGAAUUUGAGACAAACAUACACGUCACCGUGUUCAUGGGUUCAGCCGUCCUGAUCACCGUCGUGCACUACUGUAACUUCUGCCAGCUCAGCUCCUGGAUGAGGUCCUCCUUAGCCACAGUCGUCGGGGCGGGGCCCCUACUCCUGCUCUGCAUCUCCCUGUGCCCUGACAGUUCCAUAGUAAUUUCACACCUUGAUGCAGGACAGAAUUUCAGUUCUGAGGGGAAUCCGUGCAAUAGUUCCUUGCCGCAUGGUGGCGGAACAGCCAGCCUGAUUGGCCAGGAGGUGGUUCUGGUCUUCUUUCUCCUGCUCUUGUUGGUCUGGUUCCUGAAUCGAGAAUUCGAGGUCAGCUACCGCCUGCACUACCAUGGGGACGUGGAGGCAGACCUUCACCGCACCAAGAUCCAGAGCAUGAGGGACCAAGCCGACUGGCUGCUAAGGAACAUCAUCCCCUACCACGUGGCUGAGCAGCUGAAGGUCUCCCAGACCUACUCCAAGAACCACGACAGUGGAGGCGUCAUCUUCGCCAGCAUCGUCAACUUCAGUGAGUUCUACGAGGAGAACUACGAAGGGGGCAAGGAGUGCUACCGGGUCCUUAACGAGCUCAUUGGGGACUUCGACGAGCUCCUGAGCAGGCCAGGCUACAGCAGCAUCGAGAAGAUCAAGACCAUCGGGGCCACAUACAUGGCUGCAUCGGGGCUGAACGGCGCCCAGUGCCAGGACGGUGGCCACCCACAGGAGCACCUGCAGGUACUGUUCGAGUUUGCCAAGGAGAUGAUGCGUGUGGUGGACGACUUCAACAGCAACAUGCUGUGGUUCAACUUCAAGCUCAGGGUCGGCUUCAACCAUGGGCCACUCACAGCAGGAGUCAUCGGCACCACCAAGCUGCUGUAUGACAUCUGGGGUGACACCGUCAACAUCGCCAGCAGAAUGGACAGCACGGGGGUGGAGUGCCGCAUCCAGGUGAGUGAGGAGAGCUACCGCGUCCUGAGCAAGAUGGGCUACGACUUCGACUACCGGGGGACAGUGAAUGUGAAGGGCAAGGGCCAGAUGAAGACCUACUUGUACCCAAAGUGCAUGGACAGCGGGGCCGUGCCGCAGCACCAGCUGUCCAUCUCCCCGGACAUCCGAGUCCAGGUGGACGGCAGCAUCGGGCGGUCUCCCACGGACGAGAUCGCCAACCUGGUGCCUUCUGUACAGAACGCGGACAAGACGUCUCUGGGUUCUGAAAACAACAUGCAAGCCAAGGACGCUCACCUAUCUUCUAAGAGGCCAUGGAAGGAGCCCGUCAAACCCGAAGAGAGGUCUCGAUUUGGCAAAGCCAUAGAGAAAAGCGACUGUGAAGAAGUAGGCAUGGAAGAAGCCAGUGAACUCACCAGGCUCAACGUUUCCAAGAGCGUGUGACGCAGCGCCUGUCGCUGCCGCGGUGCUCUGUUCCUCGAAACACAAUCGAGUUUGUAUUCACCUGCUGUGUGUCCCGAGCACCACAGCCUCCGUCGCCGGGCACAGCGCCGUGUGGUCGUUGCCCUGACGUCUGCGUGCGCCACAUACAUCCGUCUCUCUGCUUUUUCUCCCCUGGAGCCCCAUCCCCUGGGUGUGACCGUCAGCAGCGUGGAGAACAAGUGCCUUCAGGGGUUGACCGUGGCCUCGCGUCUGGGGACAGAGGCGGCCCGUGGAGAUCGUGGCAUGGGGUAUUGCUGGACUUUUUAAACGAAAGCUGUGGUUAAGAUAUCAUUUUAUUGCUUUUUCUCACAAGGCAGUUUGGGGUUUUGUUUUGUUUUUGCUAGUACAAUGUUUUUGCAUUUUUUUCUUGUAUACAUGCUAGUGUUUUCCAGUGACCUGACCUUUCUGUGUAAACAUGUACACGCACACACUUUCAUUCAUGAAUCUGAGAUCAAGUGCCAGUAACUCACUGUGAGGGGAGGUGGGGGGCCGUGGGCUGCAAGCAGCCGCCAGCCAGGAUGGCCCACGUGCACCCCCCCACCCCGCCCCGACCUGCGCCUUCCAGAGUACCUGGGGCCUCGGGCUGUCAGGGCUUCCUCCCCGCGCAGGCCAAGAUUGCAGUUGCUAGCCAGUAGCAGAGCUCGUGAACCCAGGUCCAAGGUAUUUAGAAGCCGUGUUUCAUUCUGCCCUGGACACCAAGGGGUUUCCAGCUGGGAGCGAAGGGGUUUGUCUUUGAAGCUGAAUCCUCGGAGAGGGAAACUCAAAAUAAACGUCUGAGGGUUGCAUUUAUUUAUUUAUUUAUUUAUCAGGGAAUGUGUGUCUUGGGGGGAGCAGCAGUCAGGUCCUUCCGGCAAAGGGACAUAGAUAGGCUGGGUUGGGGGGAGGGGGUCUGCAGGGGGCACAGUGGAAGCAUGAGAAGAUGUCUGUUAGUGCUUUGGCUGCUCUGGGCCACUACUCCACACAGGGGCUGAGCAAGGCCUGGCCGGGCCUGGCCAGCGUGCCCUGGGAUGGCCCGGGGACAGAGAUGCUCUCAGCCGUGGUUCUGAAACCUUAUGGGCACUGCCACUUCUGUCCCAUGGGCUGCGGAUCUGUACCCUCGGGGCCUCCCCACGGCAGGGAUUGAGGCAGAGCCCGGCCCUGCAUGAGGCAGGGGGUCGGGGUCAAGGGCAGUGGUGGGCAGACAGUGCCAGCGGCUUUGGCUUGUACACCCCCGAGAAGUCCCUCAUCCUCUCCCACUCUUGGCUUGUGCAGGGCUGGUGUGUAGCAGUCAUGAACCUGCUGAACCCCAGCCCUCUUUAGCUGGCCUCCUCCUGCUGUGUAGAGACAGAAUCAGCCACAUGUAUAGGAGGUGUCAAGCCAGGGCAAGUAGAAGAAACCUGAAGGAAAUCACUUGUGGUUAUUUGUUGCUGAUCCUGCCUGUGAGGACGUUUGGCCACAUUGAGUCUGGAAUGUACAUGGAAUUGAACUCAGGCCCGUGUUGCCCUGUCAUCGGCAAAGUUACUUUCAAGGUGACUCGAGCAUACGGUUCACAGGAUAGUUUGAGAACUAGCUCCUUCUCUGUUUAAGGUCUUCACCGGCACACCCUGUGCAUUUUCUUUUCACUGCUAAAUCUUUGUAUAAUGUCACAUCUACAUCAAGUCGCAUUAUCAGUCUCGCCCCUCCCCAAAUUCAUCUAGAGUCUGCCAUUUCUGGGAUCAGGAAAUAUGGAUUCUGAUGGGCCAGCUUCCCAGGGUGGGGGAACACACGUGGAGUUGUCUCCCAACAAUGCAGCCACAGCCAAGAUCUUGACGUCCCAGGGAGUCAUACUGAGCAUUCUCAGUAACUAAGAUCUUCCUUCAGGCUUUACUGUCAGUUUGUUGGUCUUCCAAUGCUGGAGGAAGGAUGGUGUGACAAUACCUCUUGCUUCUAAAGAAUGUAUUCUUCUAAGAAACCACAGAGAUUUUAUUUUUAUUUUAAUUUUAAAACACUACCUGACACCGUUCUUGUCCAUAGGGACUGUGGGCGUGUUAGGGGCUUUUCCCAUCAGUGUUAAGGCAUGUACUGGAGUGUGGGGCUCUCCUUCUGCCCUCUGCCCUCAAGCUCUGUAGCUCUGGCAGUGAGGGGGCCAGGUGGUUGCCGCCGGGCCACCUGUGUCUCUGCUGUUCCACAAGGUUAAUCUCUGCACAUGCUUCCUCCCCUGCACAUUGUCUUUCCCCUUCCCUUCCUGCAAAAGUGUUUGUGAUUCCUGACUCUGGGAAGCCGCGGACCUCAGGGAGAGGGUCUGAACGCCCGGUGAUAUGGUCCAGCAGUGUGCACAUCGGAGACUUUGAUGGUUGGCUCACCCAGAAUUCCAAAUUGUCUUUAAAAAAAACAAAACAAAACAAAACAAAACAACACAACACCCCGAGCCUUCCUAAAUCACCAGUACAGAUGUUCUCGCUGAGCCACUACGUGGCUUGGGUCCUUCUCAGUUUCCUGCCCUGAAGCAUACCUCAACGCAGGACCACAGAAUCUGUGCCGCGGAAAUGCCUCGCCUCCAGCUCCGCUGGCCCUGAACAGAGUCCCUGAGGACAGGCCCCUGAGCAGUGGUUCAAGUGCUAGCAGUACGACGGACGUGCUCUUCACAGAGGCAAUACCUCUUACGAACUUAGGUCAGGAAGCAAUACUUCAGAACUGAAUGUGUGUAAAUAGCUGCUUUGAGUUGCAAUUGCUGUUUUCUUCUUGGCCCCAAGUCAGACCGAAUUAUACACACGUAUAUAUACACAUAUAUGUAUAUGUAUAUGUAUAUAUAUAUAUAUAAACAAGCACACCUAAUUUUAUCCAGUGCAAACAAAUGUAGAGAAUCAGUUAUGAAGCCCUUAAGUAGCUUGAAGAGUCACACCGGUUAUGCAACACCUGCACACGACUCCAUUAACACUGACUGCUCUCGAAGGCAGCACCUGCGCAUUUGCACACGACACUGAGAGCCAGAGGGCCGCGUGCUUCCCGCCACAUGGACUGUAACAAUGUGUAGUUUCCAAAGAUCUGUCUGCAUCUGCAUUUCUAGAUUUUUGAGGUAAGCGUUUUUUGGCUGGUUGUUUCAGAAAAUCACAUCAUGCCUAGAACCUGAAAUUAAAUUGACGAGAACCAACUGUUUGCAUUUUCCAUCUUUUCUUCACUCUGCUCUUUUUAAACUGUUAAUUCUAAUUAUUUCAGAAUGCAUCCACUCAAGAAAUGGAUAUUAAAAUAUUCUAAAAUCUAAAUAUUUGAUGCCUGGUAUUUCCUCGUUGAAAAGAUCAGUUUGCACUUCAGAAAUUAGGGCAUUCCUUAUUCCCUGCGAUUUGUGGCUGGAAAUAAGAAGAUUUGCCUUUCUUUCACAUUAUGACUUUAAAAACAAGACGACUAAAAAAAAAAAAAAACCGAAACGAUCCUAUUUAUGUAUAUGGUUUCUUUUUGUCUAAUGGAUAUAUUUGCUACAGUUAACUUCGGUUGAAAAAUCUUAUUUUUAUAUGGAACUUUAACAAAAAUAAAAAGCAGGUCUCAGGACAAGUUUGGCUUGCAAAGAUAUCCCUAUUUUAUUAGGCCUUCGAUAUAGUUUUUCCUGCAAGAUCUUAGGGGAAGGAAUUGACCAAGAAAAUGAAGGCGGUUUUCUGAAAGGACACAGCUACACAGCCUGUCCUCACAAAGUUCCUGGGGGUGUCCACAUCAGGGAAAGUCACACACCCAUCUCAGAAUCCAUUUAAAGUCAUAGAGCCUCUUCCCAGAAACCAUACAUGCCGUUUGUAUACAUCUUGGGCGUUCACAACACCUCCAGAUCCAAAGCAAAACUGUAGAGCUGUUGGGGUGUAGAGCCUUCUCCCCCAGUGAAGUCUUUCCUGGUGACUGCAGUAUUUGUCAGCAACUUCAGAGCACAGGACCCUCUUGAAGACUCAACAGAGGGACGUGAAGAUACGGUCCCCCAUCCUUGUUCAUCCGCUAAAGAGGGAUCGAGCUUCUAGGUUGUUCUCUGCUGGAACAUGGCGCCUAUAAGGGCACUACUGGUUGACGUGGGCAUCCUUCCCUCCCACACCCUAGGAACCUUUCUGGAGGUUAGAGAGUCAUGGUCUGUGCUGCACUGAAGGUCUUGUGAGAAGGUGGGUCUCUACUAGAAGGGGUACCCUGGGGACUUUUGAAGACUUAGCAUUCAUGAAAGAAUUUUGCAGUAAGACUCAGAACUUAGCUUUUGUGAUUUCUCUCUUGCAUGUGGUUACUUUUCUGUGGGGAAUCUCCUUGUGGCCACCUGGAAUAGAUCCCGAGGGCCAGGUAAAGGAAGCUAAGUGGGGAAGAGAUAGGUAAGAGGAAGCAAUUAAGAAAGGUACACACUUGCACACCUUAUACGUGUAAAUUAAAAUCCUCCCCAAGUGUCUAUUUUUAUAUAGUUCCUAUGUGAAAAUUAUUAUUUUUAAUUACAUGACUCCAAAGAGUUGUCACUAUAUAUUAGAGCAACUUAAGUCUGGGGAAUUCUCCCUGUUCCUGUUGGGCCUGGACACCAGAAGGAGAAGCAAAUUAAGUGGCUGUGUAUCAAGAGCCCAGCGCCUCCUGAAAUCUCAGUCAUUGAAAACAGUGAUCUUAACCUUUCUUGACUCACAGAGCCUUUGAUAGUUUGAUGAUAGUUGUGUCUCUUCUCUCCAGAAAACAAACUCACACAUGCAAAUACACAACACAAAUAUACCAUCUUAAUGUUGCAUACAAUUUCAGAAGUCCCCAGAUUCAGAAAAGGUGCCCCCAAUCUGCAAUGACUAAGGAAUGCUGAUUUUUCUAUUGUAACUCUCUGCAAGUGAGGUUCCCAAGCAUUUCUGGACUCUAUUGGAAAUUUGUCUCACCAUGUUAAUGCUGGUUUGUUUGCAUAUGCAUUCCCAAGCAAAUGAUAUUUUCAUGUAUUAUGUUUGAGUUCUGUUUAAGUAUAUUCAAGGAGCCACUCAAAGGACUUUACAGUUUCAUAAAGUUAGAGUCUUCCCAACAGAUAAGGAACACUCGGCCAGUAUUUGCUGAGCGACAACGAUGUGCCAAAUAAUGCCAAACGUCCCUUUCUUUGGACCAUUCAAGUUGUUGUGAGGCUGGAGUAUAUUCCAGCAACAGCCGUGAUGAGAGACACUGCUUCUCCUGUUGCUUUCCCACGGUGAAUUCUUCAGUAAACAGAAGGGCACUUCCAGGUAGCUGGGCUGGCACAGCGACAGCCUCUCCUUGCUGACGUUCUUACGCAGUGGGUUCUCAGAGUCAUUCGUAAACAAAGAGGUGAUUUUUGUACUCAUGGUCUUAAGGAGUGUAGACUUUGAAGAAAGAGCAACACGUGAGAAGCAGAGAAAACAGCUUGCACCCGUAUUGUGUUGAUCCCUCACGGAGAAAGCAGCUACUCCAAGUACAACCCAUGAAAUCAUCUGUUUUAUUUUUAAAACCAUCCUCUCCAGAUGGCAGGUGGGGCCCCAGCACGAGGGUCUCAGAACAAGGCACUGGCUUGGACUGACUUGGCUGGAGGGAGCCUUUCUGAAAUAGCACCACCCUGAGAGAAGUGCCUGGGAGGGAGUUGGGGGCCAGAGGUCUCUGCCCACCCCAUCUCUGCCCUGGGCCCUGUCACCAGGCAAGGCAGCGGCUUCUGGCAGGGGACAGUUUUCUGAACAAAUUGCUCUCUCUCGUCUUCAUCUUUCUCUGACUUUCUUGCCCUUCUCAGCAAAGAAAAUUCUUGCCACGUAGGUUGGAAGGCCAGCGAAUGGUGUCAGAAAGGAGGGAUUGUUUGGAUUUGUCCAUAUGAUCCUGGGAAAAGGAAGCAGAAUGGGAAAGGGAAGAGCUGCACACCCGCACACUUGCGAGACUGACUCCCUAGUGACACCGUGUGCCCAAGGCCAACCUCACAGCUCACCGAGCCCUUCCUUGGGAAGAUCUCCAUUCAUGUUCUCCCUGGCUUCCAGCCUCUCGGGUCUCCAGCACUGGCCUCUUGGGAGGCCUCCCACAACGACCAGCCAGCCCCACCUCAUGGACAGUCAUGCCUCUCCAAGGACACAGGUGCCUCCACUCUACCUGCUUCCCACCCCCUUCCACUGCCCUCUUUGACCUCCCAAGUAGGUUUCAGUUCCAUGCCAUAUGCCAUCCUCACUGUCUAACUUCAGGAAUACAGAUAACCCUACAACAACACAGCGAGCUGCUAUUCUACUGAUUGAAAGAAAUAAACCCUUUGGCCACUACAUUCAGUUCUCACCUAGGCAAACAUGUCUGUGCCCAUCAAGCAGUUUCCCGUUUCAGCUUUCCACGAAGGAACUCAAAACACAGAGAACCCCUUUGGUCUUCAGGAUGCCUCACCUGUGUGGAUAGGCAGAAGUGUUUUUUCUGUACAACAGAUCGCAGAGCAUGGCUGAGGGGGUUGCCCCAGUCCAGCCGGUUGCUGCCCACGGUUCCCAGCUGCAGAGCUGGACCCCAGAGCAUGCUGCCAAGUCCACGUGACUGCCUGUCAUAGCCUCCCCCUUCCUUGCCAAGAAAGAACAAAGAAUCCAGGUGGUGGAGUGGGUCAUCGUGCAAUUAAAUGGAGAAAUUAGAUACCAGGUCCCCAAGCACUCAACAAGGUAAAAUAAAUCUUCCCUUCUCUCCCUUUCCCCUUCUUUUUGUAAGAGUGGCUACUUGAAUUAAAUGUGGAGUAUUUAAGCUAUUACCUAGUGUGCGCCUAGAAUGGAGACGUUCCGAAAUUAUUCCAGGGACCGCAUGGAUUGGUGUCCGUGUGCUAACCAAGAGCGCCAUGGGAAUGCAAAGUUUGGAACUUGUCCGUGCCUUCAGAAAGAUCUGUGGAAAGCGCAGGUUAUGUUGCUGUCCUGUCCUUCCUGCGAAUGGAACAGAAACAGAUCGCGUACCUUUAAAACAAAAUCAGGUUCUCCACCCCCCCGCAACUGUUAAUCUCACAAUAAAUUCUUUAUAUGUAUAAUGUUAGGUCAUUUUAAAAACACCUUUAUCAUACAUCUGUACAUUUCUAGUGUUUCAGGGAACUAUUAGAGGGAAAGAAAAGUAUAACUCAGCUGUUUAACUUGAAGUAUCAUAGAAUGUAAUUGUAAUUUCCUCCAAUUUGGGGCUCCUGGGUAAAAAGUGGACUUUGUUGGCUAUUUACAAAGGACUGAGGAAGCCAGUAGUUUAAUUUUUAGUGGCAAGUCUUAUGUGCUGGGUUGGUGGAACUUUUCUUUGGUAAUUUUGGUUUGCCAGAAUGUUACCUCUUCCUCCUCAAGAGAAGGCUUCUGAGGCAUUACAGAUAUGUUUGGAAUUUUCAUUUAACACAGAAGAAUAUGGCUGAAUAUUGCCCCAAUCUCCUGUUUCUAUUAUUAAUUGCAUGUUGUGUUGUACUUUCUUAAAAAUUUCAGUCAAGGAGUUCUGUAGACUUCUGAAGCACUUUAAUCUAACAUGAUACCUGGAGAGCAUUUGGAUUUGUUUGUUUUUAAUGUUGAAAAAUGUAAUUUACAUGAACUUCCAAGAAAUUAGUUCAAUUUAAACCUAACAAGAUAAGAUAAAACUAUGUGUGUGUGUUGGGGGUGGGGGAGAUUUGAAGCAGUCAUCCAGAUAAUUUAGGAUAAAAGCAUCCUUAUCCCUAAAAUAUUUCUAAUGAGACAAAGUAAUUUGACUGCACCGAUCACAUCAUGAUCCAAAUUCUUCCAUUCACGUUUCUUGCGCAGCCAAAACAAGGGGUCACCUCACUGCUUUCAGUAUCUCCUCUCCAAACUUCCUCAUCUCCUCCUUCAGCUGCCCAUUUUGUCGGCAGAAUACAGGAGGCACAGAUCUGUGUGCUGUGAGAGCAAACCUAACAUGUUCUAGUGAACCCACUAUCUGAUCGUUACUCGAAUUCCCGAAGAGUCUGCCUGCGUUCCCAACCUGUGGCUCCGGCCACCAUCUCCCUCUGUCAUCAGUGCCUCUGUCAUCAGUGCCCAUAGCAGCAGCCCCUUCGAUGUCUUCUAGCAGGAGCACAGCCAGGCCAGCGUGAACGUCUCGUGUGCCCUCAGACAGUUGGGCAGUGAGGAACAGAAUAGCCACCGUUCCCCUAGUUCCUCUGCCAUGCAAGAAGACAAUCUCCAAGCACCUACACUGCACCAAGCCUUCUGCUGCCUCCUUGUCUUCUUAGUGAACUCUGGCGUCCUUCAGGUCAUGCUUGUCACGCUCCGCCCCACCCCCACCACAUCGGUACCUCACACACUGGCCCACCUUCCAAUGCUCCAAGUCCCUCGCAUAAACGGUCACAAGGUCCUAGACGAAGCCUGUGGCACCCAUGACCCUUCAGGAAAAAAUCUGCAAGACCCUUCUGGUUUUAGCUCCAAGAAGCUACCAGAGCAGCGAGCUGGGAAUUGUGAGUCUAAACUGAGCUCACAAAGCAGAUAUUCCAGGGCCAUCCUGGGCAGCAGCAAGCCUGACUCUCAGAGACUCCCACCAAACCCCAGUAUCCCAGGAUUCCCAAAGCUGUCCUUGGACUUGGGGGAGGUCAGGGACAGAACAGAGGACCAUCCGGGGACGCCCAGAGAAACAGAUGUCAACAAAGAGCAGUUCACCAGCGUCCGUGACCCGGUGCAGCAGGUCUUGGAUCCCACACAGCCCUUUGCCACCUCUUCAACCCUCAAGUGCCACAGCUGCAGGUGUGCCAUAAGCCAUCAGGGUGCGCCAGGCAGGGCGUCCAGGUGCACCCUCUUCACGCUACAGCAUCCAAUGAAGCACCAGUCACAACACAAGGAUGAGCAUCCAGUGAAAAACCCAAAGCCUUAACAUCCUCUUGGAAAUCCUGUGUCAAUUUCACGACCUGUAAUGGACAGCAUUUUAGGAUGAGCCGUCCCUGAGAUGAUCCAGUUACUAAAAUCAGCUUCCAAACGUCUCAAUCCAUGCAAUGAUCCUUACACCAAAAUCAGUUCUGUGAGGCACGCAGGUCCUAAUGGAACCCCACGCGCCAACAUUGCCCCUUCCAGCUUUGUCCUGAUGGGUUCCCCGGGCAUAAGCUCCCCCAUUCAUGGUGGUGAGUCACUGUGGAGGGGCGACAGGGGUUUGUUCAAGCAGCCUUUUGACCUGUGGGUGGUCAUACAUUCACCCAAAACCUGGCCUUCUUCCACACGUGCUGACAGAGAGCCUCAUACGCAUGGGCUUUGCUUCUUGCUUGUCAUGAAAUGCAGAAAGAAAUCCCAGAUUCUAAUAAUCUUUCCGUUCCAAAAGCAUGGAUAUCUUUCUUUUUAAUCCAAUUUUCUAGAAACUGCUUGUGGCUCUUUCUUUGGUCCCCUCCGAACACAUUCCCUCCCUUCUUCUCUCUUCUGAGAGACAAAAGCACUGAUGAGAGGGGAACUCGAAGCCUGUUUCCAGUUAAAGGGAAGGAGCCUAACUGUAAAUAAUAACUAGAUACCUAAGAAACUGCUUAUGCUUUGUCAACCACCAAAACCAGGAAGAAUUGUAUCUAUGAGAUACCAAGCUAUAUCUGUAUAUAGAUAGAAGCACAUUAUCUUUAAUUCAUUCCUACAGACCUUGUAAUCUGUUGUAUACUCAACUGUUGUCCUGUAUUAGAGAAAACUUCACACUAGACAUGGAGAAGGCUGGGAAAAUAAUUCAAAAUACAGUAUAAUUAACUCUG